CAGUAUAAUAUACCCUGCUAUUCAUAACAAAUCGUGUUCACAAUUUUAGUACAAAUUGAUAAAUCAUGGUUUCACGGAAAAAGAAUUUCGAUCUCCAGUUCACUUGACGGCGGUCACGUGAGAAUAAACAUGGCUGACAACUUCCAGCUCCUAGCACUGCUGGGGACGGGGACUUUUGGGGAAGCCUGGGUGGCCAAGUCCAGGAAACACGACGAGAAGUGUGUGGUGAAAGUGAUCAACAUCCUCCGUCUGUCGGAGCGGGAGCUGGACCAGGCCCUCACCGAGGUGUCGGUGCUGGGGAGGAUGCACCAUGUCAACAUAGUCCGAUACCUGGACGCUUACGUACACAAUGGGGCCCUCAACAUCGCCAUGGAGUAUGCGGACGGCGGAGAUCUUCAUAAGAAAAUAUGUGACCAAAAAGGAGUACCUUUUACAAGAGAAGUUAUCAUGGACUGGUUUGUACAGAUCUGCAUGGCCCUCCAAUAUGUCCACAAACAGAACAUUCUACACAGAGAUCUGAAGUCUCAGAACAUAUUCCUGACAUCCAAGUCCAUGAUAAAAGUGGGAGAUUUUGGAAUAGCUCGCAUCCUAAAGGACAGCACAGAUCUAGCUGUGACGACCAUAGGCACACCUUUCUAUCUAAGUCCAGAAAUUUGCCAGAAGAAACCCUAUAACCAUAAGAGUGAUAUGUGGGCGCUGGGCUGUGUCCUGUAUGAGAUGUGUUGUCUGAAGGUGCCGUUUGAUGCAGAGAGUCUCCAGGACCUCAUCCUCAGAAUCCUUCAUGAAAACUAUGACUCCAUUCCAAGGUCUUAUGGAUCAACUUUGAGUCUUUUGAUUAAAAAACUCCUGGAUAAGAAUCCGGAGAGUCGUCCCUCCGCCGACUCUGUACUGAGUAUGGCGGCGGUCAAGCAGUACAGUCGGAGGUUCGAACCCAAGCUGCAGCUGAAGGAGAGGAGAUACAGUUUGCCAAACAUCCCAGCUAAGUCGAGCAUGGAUGAGAAAGAACAGAAAAGACCCCGAGUCGUCUCCACGGAUAAAGAAAAUCUGGAUCCAAAAAUGGCAGGGAAGACUUACCUGGUGAGGAAUCCAAAGUUUAAGCAGCUGUCACGGACCCCCAACAUGUCUGUCAUCGUGGCCAAGCAGAGGAAGGAGCGACCCUCGGAGGAUGAGAUUCCAAGGUCCAAGCUGUUUUCUGGACUUCAGAGAAAAUCAUCCCUCAAGAGCGAUGGUGAAAACAAACCAACAAUACAGAGGAAGAUCUCGGUAGAUAAUGGUAGCAAUGACAAAGAAAAUGUCCAAAGUAAAGACGAAGUAACAAGACAGCGACAAGAAAGGAGAAGUUCGAGGGAUCAGCAGAGAAGACUCACGGAGUUGUCAGACAAAGUUAGUAAACCUCCGUCAGGGAGACGUAGUAGUCUCGAUUCCAAACCCCUUCAACUCCGGCGGGAGAGCAGCAUCAGUAAAGGAAGACUGUCCAUAGAGUCUGUAAGGAACGGAGAGCUGAUCAGAAAGCCAGUGAGGAAUGGUGAGUACAGUGUGAGGAGAGGUGUGAAGGACGGAAUCAGUGGGCCAAACUCCAGUGAUGAUUUAAGAAGUAGGUCAAGGCCAUCCACAGCUGAUCAGGGAACCCCAGGAAAGAGACCCGCUCCCAUAGGAUCUGAGUGUUUGGGUGAGCUUAAAAAUCCUCCAUCAAGAGCUCUCCCAGGUCGGAGUGGUGGUGAAGAUCUCAACCAAUCGGAUGCUGACAAUGAAGUGUUUCUUGACCAGAAUAUCAGUGAUGAGAACCAGUCUUGUAAAAAGUCACCCCCUCCAAAAAUACCAAGCUCCGAGAGAAUAAGAAGGUCCAGCUCCUAUGACCGGGUGUUUGUGAGCAAACAGGGAGCUCCUAAUGAUGGAAACAUACCCAGAGUGAUGUCAGCUGGAAGCAUUGGCUCCACCAGGCUUGCAAAAGAUGAAGUCACCUACAAGAUAUCCUCCUCUCUUAUGCCUGGAGAUCAGUCCAAAGAUGCAGUGCAAGAGGAAAUGCUUGUAAACAUGGACUCAUUUAAUACAAUUUACAAUGCAAUGUGUCAAUUUGUCAAGGACCAAGGUCAAGGUCAGAAACUGUUGUAUGUAACCAUGGUGAAGGCCAUUGGACAGCGAGAAGCAGAUAGAUACAUCAGCAAAGUAACUCAAGGCCUGCAGGACUGUGCUCUCUACCAGGAUGUGAAGCAGAUUGUUCCAGAAUACAGGCGCAAACUGCUCCCUCUGGUGUUUUGUUACAUUCUUAUGACAAAGUUCUGUAAAUGAUCUGUGGUGGUUCUAUUUAGUCAGCGUGCAAAUAAAAUCAAAAGUUUAACUA
Messenger RNA from Magallana angulata, 2341 nucleotides. RefSeq names its product serine/threonine-protein kinase Nek2-like. Gene Ontology annotation, molecular function: protein kinase activity; ATP binding. The transcript has 9 exons. Bases 130 to 2289 code for a protein of 719 amino acids. Gene Ontology annotation, biological process: protein phosphorylation. The record is from RefSeq and is a predicted model, not a curated record. Lineage: Eukaryota; Metazoa; Mollusca; Bivalvia; Ostreida; Ostreidae.